UGCGGCCAGGACCUCUCGUCCCUCUCCUACAACCUGUGUGACCUCUCGGCGGCCUGGGGCAUCGUGCUGGAGGCCGUGGCCAGCCUCGGCAUCGUCACCACCUUCGUGCUCACCAUCGUGCUCGUGGCCAGCCUCCCCUUCGUGCAGGAGCCGCAGAAGAAGAGCCUGGUGGCCACGCAGGUGCUCUUCCUGCUGGGCACCUUCGGCCUCUUCUGCCUGACCUUCGACUUCAUCGUGGGGCCCGACUUCUCCACGUGCACCUCGCGCCGCUUCCUCUUCGGUGUCCUCUUCUCCAUCUGCUUCUCCUGCCUGCUGGCGCACGCGCUGGCGCUCAACUUCUUGGCGCGGCGGAACCGGGCGCCGCGCGCCUGGGUGACGCUGGCCGUGGCGCUGCUGCUGGCGCUCGUGGAGGUCAUCGUCAACGCCGAGUGGCUCCUCAUCACGGUGGUGCGGCGCGAGG
Messenger RNA from Tinamus guttatus (white-throated tinamou), 460 nucleotides. The record is from RefSeq and is a predicted model, not a curated record. Lineage: Eukaryota; Metazoa; Chordata; Aves; Tinamiformes; Tinamidae.